AUGAAAGAUCCGCCGGAAUCGGUAGAAGCUUCCGUCCUCAAACGGUGUGCUUCCAUUCAGGAUAGUAUGAUAAUCGCAACACGAGUUUUACGGACAUUUUUUGGACAGAGAAGGGCAACUUUGCACAAUGGCUGCCUAAUAGGAGCGAAUAAAGCACGAAAAUGGAUCAUUUGUUGUGACCAGCCUCAUCUUGCAGUCCAGCAUCGCUUGGCUCCGCUGUUCCUAUCGCGUCUUUUCUGA
Messenger RNA from Acanthocheilonema viteae, 240 nucleotides. The record is from the annotation of a GenBank genome assembly. NCBI's taxonomy places the organism in Eukaryota, Metazoa, Nematoda, Chromadorea, Rhabditida, Onchocercidae.